Molecule: messenger RNA, 6882 nt
Organism: Oreochromis niloticus (Nile tilapia)
Lineage: Eukaryota; Metazoa; Chordata; Actinopteri; Cichliformes; Cichlidae
Gene: cpap
Product: centrosome assembly and centriole elongation protein
Exons: 19
Coding region: 209-4177 (1322 amino acids)
Biological process (GO): cilium assembly; centriole elongation
Cellular component (GO): centrosome; centriole
Molecular function (GO): tubulin binding
Source: RefSeq, a predicted model, not a curated record
GCUUGUUAAUGUUGUAGUGUCGUCACUACAGUGUAACAUCCGGGAAAAGUUUUUAUGAAAUAAAUAAAACGCAGCCUGCCAAUAACGGGAGAGUGUCGACGAGGAAGCCAAGCCUUUUAAAUAAAGCGACAUUUGAGGAAAAUGAAAAGAGCACUUCCACAUUCCACAUCCCGGAUUAGACUAUCCUGCCUGCGACAUCGCAGCCAUCAUGUCAUCUCCAGCUGGCCUUCAGUACUCCCAGGCAGACUUGUUGGCCCGAUGGAUGCCAAGUAGCACCAGAGCCGGAGUGAUCCUCAGUCCCUCUCCGGAUUUGGCUGGACCCUUGCGGCACACCUCUGCCGUGGGAUCGUCGCCCAUGUUGCCAGACGAUUCCUUCGCUUCCGACUUUGCCCCGUUGCCCGCUUCUACAGACAGCAGCUGCCUCGGUGUGGAUGCAUUUAGACGGGCAGCAGGAGGAGAGAUGACUGAGUCUGACAGGCCGGUGAACGGUCUAAACUCUGUCCCGACGAGAAUUGCAGAUGGACAGCUGGACACUUUGGACGAGAUGGCAAGCAAAUCACAGGAUCUGCCCCUUAUGAUGAAGCUUGAACAGUUAAAGAAAUGGCAGCAGCACAUGCAGGAGCAGCUAAAAGCUCAUCAGCUGGAGGAGCUGCUUCAUCUCCAGGAAGAGCAGCAGAAGCUACUGGGAACGCUGAAUGGAUCCCAGCACUGCACAGGAGAGAGUUCAGAAAUGUCCGGACCAGAGUGGGUUGAGGACACGCUCCACAGGUCAUGUUACACACAGUGCUCUUACAGUCCUGAUACAAACCACCAUGGAGUCCCACGGGGCUCUAUGAUUGGCCGUCAACCAGAACAGCAACUUUCACUAGUUGUCAGACACGAGCAGCUACCCAAAGGUCAAGCACCUGAGGAGGGUGAUGAUGAGGAAGGGGGCUCACUGGACUCCAGAGAAGAUGAGGAGGAGCACAGUGUCAAUGCGAGCCAUUUUUCUGAGGAAGAUGACACGUUAAUGGAACAUAAUGCUGUGGCAAGGACUGAAGACGACAGCAGAACAGAAGACAAAGUCUUUCACGACAGACCUAUAAGGCCAGGUAUUGGGGGUCAAAAGCAGACAUUUGAGGAGCUGCUUGAGGAGCAGCUGAAGCUGGAGGAGCAGAGGCUAAAGUCUGCCCAGCAACAACAGAGUCGAGAUGGAGCCAACGCUGCGCAAGCCCCUCCUAAGAGAGCCUUCUUGAAGCGAGGAGAGGGCCUUUCGAGAUUUACAAAUAAUCGGAAAGCUAUGUUCCAAAAAACAGAUGUAAAGAAGGACUCCAGACCACCACCGCCUCAAGCCAGAGUAAUCUCUCGCAGCAACUCGGAGCCCACAUAUAUUCAGAAAGGAGCCGCAAACAGUGCCCCACGGCUUCCUGUCCAGCGUAAAACUGCUACACUCAACAAGGAGAACCGGUUGAAGGGACUCAGUUCACCACCCCACGAUAUGAGAGCAGUGACUAAAGUAGCACGGACAAAGGUUUUAGGUAGUCAUCAGAGACAGAACACAGCAGGACCAGAGACUGUCCAAACUGAUCCAGGUGGCAGACCAGCCAAACAUCAGCUGGGGAAAGUUCUGUCAGUUCAGGCCGUGAAAGCCCCUUGUCUCAAUGUUCAGCCGUGUCCUACAACCAAACAGGGCGGGAAGUUAGGACAGGCAGGGGCGGCUGAAAAUGAAAAAAGCUGUGGUUCAAAAGGGGAAUUAGCAGAAGCAGGAGGGGUUUCUAAAGGAGGAGACCCAGUUAUACAGGAUUCCUUCGAGUUGUCUUUUCAGAAGAAGCUCCAGCGAUGGGAGUGCGACCGACAGCUGGAGAGCAUGGAGCUGGGAGAGUUUGAGCUGCUGGAGCAAGCGGCUGAAGAGCUGUCCUUCUCAUCUAACUCCUCCUUUGUCAUGAAGGUUCUUCAGAUGGAUCAACAACGACAGCUGCAGACUGUGAAGGGGCUCCACCAGCGACGCCUCUCUUCAACUCCCAUUAAAUCACCUCCUAAAGGUGUAUUUCAGAGGUGCAAUAGUGUUGGAAACACAGGUGGCUUAGCAAGCAACUCUUUGAACUCAGAAGCAUUUGUAAAGACAAGAAAUGAUAUACUAGAGAACAAAGAGAGCAUUAAGGAGACACAGGACAUUGAGAGAGAGGACAAACAUGACAUCUCUGACACGACACCCUGCAGCCGCUCUGAAUGUGGAGACGACAAAGUGGUCAAAAGUUCUCUCUGCUUCCCUGCACCUAUUAACCCACCAUAUGACAAGCGGUCGUAUGAAGAUGAGGAUAGUUUCAGGGACUCAUCUUCAGAUGUGGCUGAAGAGGAUGAUGUGGAGAGUAAGAGUGUCCACAGCAAUAGGGAGGACUCCACUCUGAUAGAGGGCAAAGACGGCGAGCAGGGGAGAGUUGUGUUUGAUGAUGACGACACAUGGAACGACCUGGAGGACACUGCCAUCGGCACAGCCGAUGAAAGCAAAGAGCUCAGUCCGAUUUCCAAACCGACAGCCAGAGAAAUUUCUCCCCCACAGAAGACUUUGUUGAGGAAGGUGGCUGUGAGCAAAGGUGUGGAGCUGGGGAAGGCCACAGGUAUCGGUUCAGUCAAUCUGGAGCCUGAUCAUCCUCCUGCCUCCCAGCUCAUGACAAAGUUAUUCCCCUCCCUGAAGCCAAAAGCCCAGAAUGCACCACUCCCUCUUCCUCCAGCUGCUUCUGUUGAGUCCAAAAAGCCAGAGGAGGAUACAGGCCAGCAGAUCCAGUCGAGACAGCUCAGGGAGAGACUGGCUGAGCUGGAGAUUGAGAUUGAGAGAUUCAGGAAGGAGAACGCUGCGCUCACCAAACUCAGACAGGAAAACGAGAAAAAACAGGAAACUCUCAGGGCAGAGCGUUUGGAGUUUGAGCAGAUGAGAGCAGAGGAGAUGGCCAAGUUUGAGGAGUACAAGAAAGAGGAGACGAGGAAGCUGCAGAAGGAGCGCAAAUUGUUUGAGAAGCACGUGUCAGCCGCAAGAGCUAUUCCUGAUAAGAAGGAACGAGAAGAGAUCCAGGAGUUGAAGCAGCAGCUGAGCUCCCUGCAGGAGGAGCUGAAGAGAAGGGAGAGUCGCUGGUCCUCCACACAAAGUCGCCUGCGUCAACAGAUCGACUCCCUCAGACAAGAGAACAGCUCACUGCGUGACGAGAUCCACGUGCUGGAGAAGCUCCGUCUGAGUGCCUGGAAGAAAAACCCUGUCACUGCUGAGAAGGAAAGUCCCAGAACAUUUGAGAACAAUAUGCCAUCUGUGACCAAAGGAGUUAAAUUUGCUAGUCCUCUCGACUCCAGAGGGAGUGACAGCAGCCCUCCACAUGUCAGCUCUGCUGCAGCCACUAGAGGGAACUCCAGAGACGGCAGUCAGGGUGCUGCAGGAAUAAAGAGCAGCCUGAGGAAGCCAGCAGGGCCAGGCUCCUCUUCCAGCUCCGUACCCAGCAGGAAGACAGAGGAGAGGUCAGCACCUGCCAGCAGCCAGGAGAAACCACCAAACCAAGAACACUUACACAGCUGCUCUCCAAACACUGAUUCUCCGACAAAUGAACUUGAGCGAAGUAAGGCUGAAGAGACCGAAUCAACCAGGGAGGUUAUCACACAUCCUGAUGGCAAGGUAGAGAAGGUUUUGGUCAGCGGUGAUCGUCUCAUAGUUUACCCCAACGGGACCAGGAAGGAGGUUUCAGCAGACGGACUGACGGUCAAGGUCAUCUUCUUCAACGGCGAUACUAAACAAGUCAUGGCCGACCAAAGAGUGGUCUACUACUAUGCUGAGACCCAGACGACACACAUCACCUACCCAGAUGGCAUGGAGGUGCUGCACUUCGCCAACAAUCAAACAGAAAAGCAUUUUCCCGACGGCCGUAAGGAAAUCACCUUCCCAGACCAGACAGUAAAGAACCUUUUCCCUGAUGGCAGGGAGGAGAGCGUACUGACAGACGGUACCAUCAUCCAGGUUAACUCGGACGGCACCAAAGAGAUCCUUUUUAACACAGGCCAGAAGGAGAUCCACACAGCAGAGUACAAGAGGCGAGAGUAUCCAGACGGCACAGUGAAGACCGUCUACGCAGACGGGAGGCAAGAAACCCGCUACCCCACCGGGCGGCUCAGGAUCAAAGACAAAGACGGAAACGUCAUUCUGGAUACCAAGGUGUAGAAAGGUGGUGAAUCUCAGUGACUGUGAAACUUGAAGCAUUUUUAUUAUUGCAGCUAUUGUUCAAACUGUGAAAAAAUCCAGGACAUCAGAGAAGGUUGUCUGGAGACUUUGGUGCUUUGUCUUUAUUUAUUUUCUUCAUGUGAUAACAGAUACAGGUGAGCUUUGGACAUUUUGUUUUAACGAUGUAACAUAAUCAACAGUUCAAACUGCUUUGAUAUUCUUGAGUUGACACUCCUUGCUUCUGAGAUUCACAAAUCAGCUUUUGUUGUUUUUAAAUACUUCUGUCUGUAUGUAGCAAAUAGAGUGAUGUGACACACUUUUGUGCCAGUGGUUUUACACCCACCCACUAAAGCACAACUGGCAGUGGCACAGGCUCAACAAGCACUACCCAUGGGUGUAAAAAUGAAACACAGACCAAUAAAUAAAUGCCAGUUUAACACACUGAGUAGACUUGGCGUUAUAGAGGAGACAAAAGGAAUCCAACACAAUACACCUCAAAGUCUUAGACUCACAAUGAUUCUUAACAGGACCUUCUUUUGCACAAAAAUCUGGGAUACUUUUUAAUAAUUCAGCGAGUCCAACAAUGUUUUGACUUAGCCCCUCUGGGUUUGUUCAAAGACACCACCCAGUCAGCUUGUUCAUGGCCAAAAGUGUCCACCAACAGAUUAGGUCUGUAAUUUUUUAUUAUUUUUAUGUUUUAUUUUUUUUCAAUUUUUUUCUGCAUAAAUUUUUGAACUAACAUCAGUUCUUUCCAUAAAUAUAAAAUAGUCAUUACUUUUUACAUUUUUGACCCUUUAAACACCAGUUUGUUUGUACAAUGCACUUGUUGGAAGACAACCUCAAAACUCACAAUUUCAUAUAUUCGAAGUGCUACUGGAAUUUCUUGUAUUAUUAAUAGUAGAGUCUGGGAAAUGUAAUUGAUUUACAUUAACAUUGAUUAUUAUGGAUUAUGCUCAAAAGACACACAUUCCUCCGAUUCUAUGUGGGAUAUCGCCUGGGUAGUUUUGGUGAAGCCACAGACGGACAACAAAAUCUUCCUCUGUUGCAACUGGAGGAGCCGGGGAGGUAGCUCUGGGUUGUUUCCCCUGUGCCAGUUUUCAUCUGAGGAGUUCCUUUGCCAAGGUGACCGUAGUAAAGACGUUGUCCUUGGAGCUCCUCUGUCAGUUGGAGUCUGAACCCCUUUCCCUUUUUUACUUCCUGAGAACUUCCAGUGUUGUCAUCCAACAUGCUAUGUAUUGCUUUAUUCUGGUGCAGGCUCACAUCUCCACUUCAUCUAUAAUCCUCCAAUCCUCACACCUUCACCUCCCGUGCAGGUUUGUAAGGGUGCACAGCAGGUAAAAGAUUUCCUUUGUUAUAAAAUAGUCAAAAAUACAUCUCAGGCUGCUAAUGCAGGGAACUGCAUAGAGGGUGAGUCCUGGUUUGAUACCAGUGGGCAUUGGAUUGUAAAGCAGUGUCUCUUAAGUAGUGGGACCCACAUGGUUUUCCCUUCACGAGGCAUGCACUCAGUCACCGGCUCCUCAUUGUCAGAAAAUGCUCCGCCAUUCUUUUCCAUCAGCCGUUCGGCCUCCACCUCCGUGCCACCCAUCCCCCAAUUCCCCGCAAAGGCACUGGCUAUUACUCAUCAUCAGUGGUAAUGCAGUCAGCCUCUUUGGAGAUUGUUUCUUCAUCUUAGGCAGAUGUCUUUUCUUCAAGGGCAGAGGACUGCUUGCUGUCCUUGCUCUCUGACCAGAUCAUACAGACAGUGCUUGAAGCAGUGAUGACCUUCUUGCCAUCUUGCCAGAAAAAAUGAUCUGGAAGCUGUUAGGCUUACUUACAGCAGUAGCGCUGUCUGCACCUGCAUAAACCUCAGGACAGAUUUACAAACAGUGUUUGUUGUUGUUUGCGCUGCAGCUGCAAUGUUGAACUCUGCAAAAUGUCCUGUGAUUUUUUUUUUGUUUGUUUGUUUUGUUUUUUGAGUUAAUAUUUUGGGUAUGAUAUCUUUUUAUGAAAAGUACAAAAGUAAAAGUGCUUUCAGCAUGUGCUUCAAAGCUAAGUCUGACUGGGAUCCUCAAAGCUCAAUAUCCUGCAUCAACAGAAAUUCACUGCAGCCUGUGUAAUAUUUGAUGUGUCAUCAUUUAUUCCAGUCUAUCUGCAAAUACAUGUUUGUGCUGCAAUGUCAUGCACAAACACAAACUAUUAGAUCCUUAAGAUCAAACCUAUGUCAAAAUUGUGUCAUUCUUUUGGUCCAUUGCAGUGUCGUAAGCCAUCAAAUGCCCCUAUUAGAAACUAGGAAUAUUACAUGAAAUUGCUUGUAUGGCCAAAAAUUGGUAGAUUAUGUAAUUUGGUAAAAAACAUUAAACUACAAUUCAUGUGUUGAGUUUAGAAUGAAAGCAAUUUUACCUAAAUUGCAUGAUUUAGUACUGUCAAUAACAAGGAAUCAAAAAUUGUUGUUAUAACAGGUUUCAAUAGGCCAAGAAUGGCCACGAUAGAGCCCAGAGGGUUAAACUUUCUAUUAUCCUAGUUUUUUCUUGCAAGACAGCCUGUCUGUUUGUCCCAGGAUAUUCCUGCUUAAUAUCCAAACCACGACCUGCUUUCGUCUGCUGUGGAUGAACAUUUGUAGUUUUCUCGUGUUUGCAACUAUUUUUAUUUGUAAAAAUGUUAAAUGCAUAUUUAUUUCCCUAGCUGGCUGUACAUAUUUUUUUUGUAAAAUACAUUUUUUUAAAAAA